This is a messenger RNA of Entrophospora sp. SA101, 267 nucleotides long. Lineage: Eukaryota; Fungi; Glomeromycota; Glomeromycetes; Entrophosporales; Entrophosporaceae. The record is from the annotation of a GenBank genome assembly.
GUUUCUACAAGAGUCUCAGAAGGAAAGUCACUACAAAAUAUAAAAUACCCUUCCCAAUUUACAAAUUUUUUAGCAAUAUUACCAAGUACUAGUCCACAAGAUAUCAUUUGUUUCAAGAAAAUCUUGCAGGAAGAUUUAUCAUUAAAUGAUCCCAGAAUAUGUCAUGAAAAUAUGUGCAAAUUUAAACAAUUUCUUGAUGGUAUUAAAUAUAGUGGUCCUAUUGCUGCAUCUACAGACAAUACAAAACUAUCAAUGAAACAGAGCUAG